GGCUGUGCCCCCUUCCGGCCACCUCUGGCCGCCCCCAUUGGCCAGGCGGCCCCUCCCUCCGGCCUCAGACUCCUCCCAUCCGCCCGCCGGCUCGGGGAGCCCAGGACUGCGGCAGCGGGCCGCAGGCGCUGGGGCUGGAAUGGGGCCGCCCAGCUCCCCGUGGCCGUGGCGGCUGCUGCUGCUGGGGCUGCUGCUCCCCCCCGCCGCCCCCUUCUGGCUCCUCAAUGUGCUCUUCCCCCCGCACUCCACGCCCAAGGCUGAGCUCAGUAACCGCACACGGCCUGUCAUCCUCGUGCCCGGCUGCCUCGGGAAUCAGCUAGAAGCCAAGCUAGACAAACCGGACGUGGUGAACUGGAUGUGCUACCGCAAGACAGAGGACUUCUUCACCAUCUGGCUGGACCUCAACAUGUUCCUACCCCUUGGGGUGAACUGCUGGAUCGAUAACACCAGGGUUGUCUACAACCGCAGCUCUGGGCGCGUGUCCAAUGCCCCUGGGGUGCAGAUCCGUGUCCCUGGCUUUGGCAAGACCUACUCUGUUGAGUAUCUGGACAACAACAAGCUGGCAGGUUACAUGCACACGCUGGUGCAGAAUCUGGUCAACAACGGGUACGUGCGGGAUGAGACCGUGCGGGCCGCCCCCUAUGACUGGCGGCUGGAGCCCAGUCAGCAGGAGGAGUACUACCGCAAGCUGGCCGCUCUGGUGGAGGAGAUGCACGCUGCUUACAGGAGGCCCGUCUUCCUCAUCGGCCACAGCCUUGGCUGCCUGCACCUGCUCCACUUCCUGCUGCGCCAGCCCCAGUCCUGGAAGGACCGCUUCAUAGAUGGCUUCAUCUCUCUUGGAGCCCCCUGGGGGGGCUCCAUCAAGCCCAUGUUGGUUCUGGCCUCAGGUGACAACCAGGGCAUCCCGAUCAUGUCCAGCAUCAAGCUGAAAGAGGAGCAGCGCAUAACCACCACCUCUCCCUGGAUGUUUCCCUCCCAACUGGCGUGGCCUGAGGACCACGUGUUCAUUUCCACUCCCAGCUUCAACUACACAGGCCGUGACUUCCAGCGCUUCUUUGCGGACCUGCAUUUUGAGGACGGCUGGUACAUGUGGCUACAGUCACGUGACCUGCUGGCAGGGCUGCCGGCACCUGGUGUGGAAGUAUACUGUCUGUACGGUGUGGGCCUGCCCACGCCCCGCACCUACAUCUAUGACCACGGCUUCCCCUACACAGACCCCGUGGCCAUGCUCUAUGAGGAUGGUGAUAACACGGUGGCCACGCGCAGCACCGAGCUCUGUGUCCACUGGCAGGGCCGCCAGCUGCAACCUGUGCACGUGCUGCCCCUGAGGGGCAUACAGCACCUCAACAUGGUCUUCAGCAACCAGACGCUGGAGCACAUCAAUGCCAUCCUGCUGGGUGCCUACCGCCAUGGUGCCCCCACAACUCCAACUGCUAGCCCAGAGCCUCUACCCCCUGAAUAAAGACAUUUCUUUGCUGCUGUAAGCCCUAAA
This is a messenger RNA of Choloepus didactylus (southern two-toed sloth), 1492 nucleotides long. RefSeq names its product lecithin-cholesterol acyltransferase (gene LCAT). Bases 140 to 1462 code for a protein of 440 amino acids. Lineage: Eukaryota; Metazoa; Chordata; Mammalia; Pilosa; Megalonychidae. Gene Ontology annotation, molecular function: phosphatidylcholine-sterol O-acyltransferase activity. The record is from RefSeq and is a predicted model, not a curated record. The transcript has 6 exons. Gene Ontology annotation, biological process: lipid metabolic process.